CCACAAGUGUCAUGAAACACACCACAAGUAUGCAAACCAUAGGUUCCAUAAAAUUACACCACAAAUUUAUUAAAGCAGAGUUGUAGACCACAAUGGUCAUAAAACAUACCACAAGUUUAUUUUCUAUCAAGUUUCUUAAAGUAGACCACAAGCUCCAUGAAGUAGACCACAAGUUACUUAAAACAUGAAAUUUCUUCACAGUGAGCCUAUUUGUAAAAUUUUAAAAAUUAGUUUUCAAAAUGUGAGUGAGCAAAAUUUUAGGUACUAAAAAUAGAAUUUUCAAUCAAUAUUGUAGGAUUUAUAUGUAAAAUAAUUAAUUUUUGAGCACUAAAUAUUAAAUAUCUAUUAACUUUUAGGUUCUAAAUUGUAAUUAGUGUGUGAACCUCCUAAGCAGGAAUAGAAGUAUAUCACAAGUUUCUAACACCCUAUCAUAAUUAGGAAUAGAAGGAGAAGGGGAAGUAUACCACAAGUUUUUAAGUCUAAAUUUUGACACAACAAUUAUUUAAAAAAUGUACGACAGAAUUAAGUCUUUUCAUUAUAAAAUCUCUUUAUCUCCAAAAAUGAAUAUGUCAUAUUCACUGGACCUUGAUUACGAAAUGAUAUCGAGAUCAAACUAUUGAGACUUAAAAAUUGAUAAAAUCGUACCAACUUAUUUAUUAAUACCAUACCUAAUCAGUUUAAUCAAUACUCUAUUUAGCACAAAUAUUGAAGGUGACAAACUGACAAUGGCACAACGUAACUUAGGAUAACGAAUAUCACCAUAUAUCUCUUCUAUAAGUAGCGGUUGUGAAGCAACUCAUCCCUAUUAGUUGCAAACCCACACAUAGGCAAACGAACAAUAGCGAGCCAUGAUAGACAACAUCUGCUGCUGCUAUCUCCUCUUUCCUCUCUUCUUCCUCUACUUAGCCCAUGUAGCACUCAAAUCCACAACCUCCUCCCGCCGCCUCCGCCGGCAACUUCCUCCAAGCCCACCGUCGGCGCUCCCAAUCCUCGGCCACAUCAGCCUGUUGAAACACCCAAUUCACCGCACCUUCCAUGCCCUCGCCCAAGACCACGGCCCCAUCUUCUCCCUCCGCCUUGGAAACCGCCUCGCCGUCGUAGUCUCCUCCGCCACCUUGGCGGAGGAAUGCUUCACCGAAAACGACGUCGUCUUCGCCAACCGCCCCCACCUCAUCAUGGGAAAGCACAUCGGUUACAACUACACCACCCUGACCCAAGCCCCCUACGGCGACCACUGGCGCAACCUCCGCCGCAUCGGCGCCGUCGAGAUCUUCUCCGCCCACCGCCUCAACGCCUUCCUCUCCAUCCGCCGCGAGGAGGUCCGACGCCUCGCGUCCAGGCUCGCGCGCAGCCACCGCCGCGUGGUGGAGCUGAAGUCGGCGUUUCACGAGCUGACGUUCGACACGAUGAUGAGGAUGGUGGCCGGGAAGAGGUUCUACGGCGACGGCGAUGACCAGGCCAGGGAAUUCAGGGAGGUGAUCAAGGAGGUGGCGGCACGUGGCGGUGCGACGAACCCGGGUGAUUUCGUGCCGGUGAUGAGGUGGAUUGACGGCGGGAAGUUCGAGAAGACGGUGGCGGAGCUGGCUGGACGGAUGGACUCGUUCUUGCAAAAGUUGAUUGAGGAGCAUAGGUGUAAGAAGGAAGAGUUGGAGAGUACGAACACCAUGAUUGACCACCUGCUUGCGUUGCAGGAGUCUGAGCCGGAGUACUACAGUGACCAGAUUAUCAAAGGCCUUGUUCUGGUCAUGUUGUUGGCAGGAACUGAUACUUCUGCGGUGACUUUAGAAUGGGCGAUGUCAAACCUUCUGAAUCACCCCAGAAUGUUAGUCAAGGCAAGAGAAGAACUCGACAAGCAAAUUGGUGAAGAAUGCUUGGUAGAUGAGCCUGAUAUUUCCAACCUCGCUUAUCUUCAGAACAUAAUUUUUGAGACCCUUCGGUUGUAUCCGGCUGCUCCGCUCCUAGUCCCUCAUGCAUCCUCCGAGGAUUGUGUGGUUGGAGGGUACCAUUUGCCGCGCGGCACAAUGUUGUUGGUCAAUGCAUGGGCUAUCCAUAGAGACCCUAAUCUUUGCGACGAUCCCUUGAGUUUUAGACCAGAAAGGUACGAAAAUGGAGGGAAGGAAAGCUAUUAGCUUUUGCCUUUUGGGUUGGGAAGAAGGUCUUGUCCCGGUGCAGGCCUUGCCCAACGAGUUGUGGGCUUCACUCUUGGAACAUUGAUUCAAUGCUUUGAAUGGGAAAGAUUCAGUGAGGAAGAGGUUGACAUGAAUGAAGGGAAAGGAAUCACAAUGCCUAAAGAGAAGCCACUCGAAGCCAUCUGCAUAAGUCGUCCAAUCGUGAACAAGUUUUUUUCUUUAAGAUAAAUUAAGACAUCCACGAUCAAGACUUAAACUAGAUUGGGACCACUUUCAAAUUUUAUGAAUACAUGGAUGAGCAAAGGAAGCGAAGGGCUAUAGGGAGGUUCAUAUUGUUCUAAAUAAAUAGUAUUGUAUUGCAUUCGUCAAAUCAUAAAUAGUUCAACGAGGAUAUUAUGGAUCUUUUUUUUUUACUUUAAUUCAUAGUUGUGGAUCAUAUACAAAAAUUAGGGAAAUGAACAAAAUUAGAUAGACCAUACAAUUUUAUGAGUGACAUUGGAGAAGUUUAUUUUAUUGUGGUUACACUUGAAAAAAACUCAUAAUCUUUAUAAAGGCACUGGUAUCUAGGGGAUAAAUUUUUGGAUACUAAUCCAAGUUUUGGUGAGUAAUCCCAUAUCUGCCUCUCUUUAAAGUCUCUCUCUGGACUUCAUUAUCAAUAGGGCAGUAGGGCGGACCAAGGACUAGUUUUGGUGAGUAAUCCCAUAUCUGCCCCUUACGUCUUGGGCGACACAUGUGCUACAAUUAUUUUUUAAUAGUCACAAAGCUCACUAACAACGGGGCCAGGAUCUCAUUUAUGUGGGUGCUUAUCAUCAGUGGCGGACCUACUUGUUGGCAAGGGGUGUCGUCACCCAAAAUUUUUGUGAAGAAUCUAUAUUUUUCGGUACAAAAAAUUUCAAUACGUGAUUUCCGACACCGCUUUAAUAAUUAUAGCCCAUACUCCUUCAUUAGGAGACACCCCCUCUUCAAUAAUUCUGAGUCCCCCACUGCUUAUCAUGCUUUGACCUUGCAUUAAGUAACUCCAAAACAAGUGCAUACUAAUACUAAUGAAAAUGUGCAUGUUAAAGAAUAUCAUAUGAUUUAAGUUCUUCAGUGAAGUUCGUAAUCCAUCUUCUCUUCUUCUUUCUACUCUCGGGCUUCCAUAUAAUAAAAGGAGGUGGGUUCCUCGACAUGAACUGAAAUGGGUUAGGCAAACCUUUAUCCCGAGUGCCACAUUUUCCCGUUCGAGAAUCUCGAUCUGCUCAAUUAAGCUUAUUACCGCUUAUCAUACUGUGUCAUGCGAGAGACAAAAAAUAUAUUCAGUUGAUUCAUUUCCAAUGAAAACUAGACACGCACUCCAUAUCCCCAUGAGCUUGAGGAUCCCGCUUGAUGCGUGAAUCCAGUCUCUUUCCCUUAAGACAUGACUCAAGGAUAGAGCAAAUACCAUAUCUUGCUACAACCUUUGAGUCAUUCUUUACUUUAGCUCUAGAACGAGGAUAGGGGUAAACCUUCGGUUGACCAUAUUGUUCCAGGACAUUGUGGUUUUAGCAAACAUGUUUUCGAUUAGACUAUAUAAUUCAUUUAUUAUUAUCUUUUAAACAUAAAUUAUAAUCUAAACAAACCCAAAUUACACCAUAUUAUUUUCAAUUUUUUCUUCCAAAAUCUAAAAACUAAAUUUCAAUCCGCAAUUAGAACCCUUAUGAUAUUUGACGAAUGAAAGCAGAAAGGAGAAUCGACUCCUCUUCUCUCCUCUUCUUCUAUCAUUCAUAUUGAAAGAGAUUUCACUUUGGUUUAUAUCAAGAACAAACUUCGGAAUCGAAUAUGUGAUCAGUUCAUAUAUAUGAAUGUCUAUUAGGAUAUAUUGAAAGAUACUUUUCUGCUGUGAAUAUUAAAUCUAGAACUUUUUU
Linum trigynum is the source of this 4012-nucleotide messenger RNA. The record is from the annotation of a GenBank genome assembly. NCBI's taxonomy places the organism in Eukaryota, Viridiplantae, Streptophyta, Magnoliopsida, Malpighiales, Linaceae.